Galleria mellonella (greater wax moth) is the source of this 4883-nucleotide messenger RNA. RefSeq lists its product as uncharacterized. The record is from RefSeq and is a predicted model, not a curated record. Gene Ontology annotation, cellular component: signaling receptor complex. Bases 584 to 4201 code for a protein of 1205 amino acids. Gene Ontology annotation, biological process: protein phosphorylation; positive regulation of kinase activity; cell surface receptor protein tyrosine kinase signaling pathway. The transcript has 9 exons. NCBI's taxonomy places the organism in Eukaryota, Metazoa, Arthropoda, Insecta, Lepidoptera, Pyralidae. Gene Ontology annotation, molecular function: transmembrane receptor protein tyrosine kinase activity; ATP binding.
CCACGUGCUCCGGAGAGUAGAGCGGGCGAGCGCCGCGCCGCUCGGGUCGCGUCUCGCGCAGUCGACGUCGUGCUGCACACGCGCCGCUCGUUUUCAUCGUACGCGUGCACUCUAUCGCCGCGCUCCGAUAUAUCCGCGCGACGAGAUAUCUGGCUCGGCCGCUCUGCUCCUGCACCAGUGCCCGGCCGUGAAUUGGAUUGACAUCGACUGCAAUCACGAGUGGAGCGGACAGUUCCCUUACUGUUUCUCGUCGAGUUCGGAAUACUUGAAAGUGUUGUUGUUGACAAAUUAGUGACUCGUGUAAUUACUCGACUGCAUCUUACAAGUGUUGCAACAUUCUCGUGUCAUUUGCGCUGCGGUGCGAAUGACAGCGCGUGCGCGGGCGCAGCGAGCGCUCUGCCCGCCACUCGCACGGCCGGCCCCCUGCGACGCUCCACUCCACUGGAUUUCUGCCACAUACCUGGUCGCAUCAGCUGCUGCCUUCGGCAGGUCCAGGCACGCCGGCGCCCUCAGAACUUCGCCACAGCGCUGAAGUAAAUGUAUUGCGUGGCGGCCACUGCACCGAGCGGCCGAUGGUCACGUGAUGUCCGCAGGCCGGCGGUCCUCCGCGCUCGCACUCAGCGCCUGCACGCUACUUCUUCUCUUGCAAUUAACAUGCACCACCUCCGGAACAGGGCUACAGGGUGGAGAAGAUGACGACGAGUCGACAGUAAUAGUGAGCGCGGUGUCGGCGGACGGCACGUGGGAGAGCGGCGAGGCGCUGGCGCAGUUCGCGGCGCUGAGGAUGCGCGCGGCCGGCGUGCGGGCGCGCGCCGCGCCGCCGCCCGCCGCCUGCGCCGCGCCCGCGCCGCCCGCCGCGCCCGGCGCCGCCGCCUGCCUCACGGCCGCGCUGCGUGCGCUGGCCGGCGGCGCGCUGCACGCCGCGCUGCUGCCGGUGCCCGCCACCGGCGCGCCCGCGCCGCCCGAGCUACGCGACGGCGGCCUGGAGGAGCUCGGCGACGCCGCGCCGCCGUCGCGCCGCGCCUGCCUCGCCACGCGCCCGCCGCUGCGCUCGCUGCUGGACCUCGCCGAUGAGAACGCCGCCGCCGCGUACCGCCUGCUGCCUGAACACCUCGCCCCUAUUUCCGAAGUUUUCUGUGAAUCUUCAAACUGCACAGUAGCGGAAUUCACACCUCAUCAUUGUAUUGAAAAAAAUUCUACUUGCGCGACGAUACUCACCAGUGAUGACAGUGAAGUCAAAAUACUGACUGACGUCAUUAAAAAACGAAAUUUGCAUACUCGCGUGAUCGGUUUUGGACCAUACCUCGUGACUAUCACUAAAGCUCUGGCCGCUCACCGGCCUGUUUUGGUGUGUGAUCAUGCUCCCGAUCUCACCGAGCUGGCCUACCUUAACGCUACCCACCUCGGUCCCCCGCCCUGCGAAGCCGAGAGAGUAUGCCCGUUUGAGCCACGGCGGCUCAUUAAGCUCGUAAAUGCUCGUUUAUUAGCGCGAUCUCCGAGCACCCUUCGCAUCCUUGCACGCUUGCAUCUCGAUACUCAAGACUUGCGGGAACUCAGCAUUCAAGCCCGCACUAGCGGACCUCAAGAAGCUGCUAAAGCUUACAUUAAUACGCGCCUUCAAGUGGUGUCACCGGGGGAAGUGCGCACUGCGGUGCUUUUACCUUCGAAUACGUCGCGACAGGCGUACGACGCGAGGGCGCUAAUUGCAGCUGCGACGCUCGCUGAGCAGGAUCUCGAGGAAGAAAGCGCGCCCCAAGUUGCGCGAUUCAAAACAGAACUGACAGAUGAUGGCUGCUCCGCUCCGCAGGCAUACAAGUACUUGACAGACGCUCUCGGCACCGGCGAGUACGGAGCUUUGUCGGCCGUUGCAGGCCCGGCUUGUGGCGCGGCAUUUGCCGACGUCGUACGGCUAAGUCCGGCGCAUAUGAUGCCAGUGUUGGCGUACACCGCGCAGGCGCCGCCGCCGCCUCCCGCUGCUGAACUCACACUGCUAGCCGCUGGCGAUGCGCGUCUUUACGCCGAAACAUUUGCGUCCCUUUUAAAGCAUUUUGGGUGGCGCCGACUAGCCGUCAUCAGUGAACCGGCCACGCGAGCCUUCCUCGAUGAUACACGACUUCAAGCCGACAUUAUCGUACAUGUUGAGUUGCCGGACAGUGGCACUGAAGUUCAUGAUGAGCUUAUUAAACGGUGGGCAGAGCGCGUGGCGAGCCUGAACGUGCGCGUGGUGUGGGCGUGCCUGGAGGACGCGCGCGCCGUGCGCGCGGCGCUGUGCGCGGGCGGCGCCGCGGGGCUGACGCCGGCCGCCGGCGCCGUGUGGCUGCUGCCCGGCGCGCUGCCGCCCGGCUGGCUGGCGCCCGCCGCCGCCGACCGCCACGCCUGCUCGCGCGCGCGCCUGCGCCGCCUCGCGCAGGGGCACGUGGCCGUGGCGCCGCGCUGGCAGGCCGACUGGGACGACGGCGGCCACCGCGACCGCGGCGCCGCCGCCUGGCAACACCGCUGGCGCGUGCGCUGCUGCGGCGCGGCCGGGACCGCCGCCUGCGCCGCGCCGGCCUGCGCCGCGCCCGGCGCUUCCGCCGCGCUGCUCUACGACACCAUGCGACUGUGGGCCGGCGCCCUGCGACACGUGCUAACCGUCUACCCGGCCGCGCUCGACGACCUGCACCGGCCCGAACUAGUCAGAAUGCUGAUCGAAAACGUUACAACUACCGAGUACGUCGGUCUGACGGGUCGUUUCGAGUGGACCUCGGCCGGUGGAGUUCGAGCACGCUCGUCGCCUUUGGUAUUACGACAGUGGUCUAAUGGUACGAGCCGGCGAGUCGGUAACUGGGAGAACGGCACGCUUACGAUUGACGAAAAUGCGCUGCGCUGGUACACCGCAGACGGUCGCCAGCCCGACGACGGUGGGGAACGAUGCGGUAUCCAGCCGCUCGCCGAUUUUCUACAUAGCGACUGCCGGGCGGCGUUUAUAGUGCUCAGUUCGAUUUUACUCGCAUCGUUGAUAUGCUUACUAAUCGGUGUCGCUUUACAUUGCAAACGUCGCGCAGAAAUGGAGUACCGAGCCCGUCUCGCGGCCCUGGAUAUGCGUACAUUUGGCCUAAAACCGGGAGGUCUCGACCGGUGGGAAGUGCCCCGGGAACGCGUGGUCAUAAAUAGAAAGCUCGGUACGGGCGCGUUCGGAACCGUGUACGGCGGGCACGCCUUGCUUUCCGAGGACCGAGGCUGGACGGCCGUGGCCGUAAAGACGCUGAAGGCCGGCGCGACCACAGAGGAAAAACUCGACUUUCUCUCGGAAGCGGAAGCAAUGAAGCGAUUCGAUCACAAGAAUAUAAUUCGUUUGCUAGGCGUGGUCACGAAAACUGAACCAGUAUGCACCGUGAUGGAAUUCAUGCUGUACGGCGACUUGAAAAACUACCUCCUUGCUCGGCGGCACCUGGCAUGCUCGGGCGGCGGCGGCGGUGGUGACAGCGGCGAGGCGGGGCAGGAGGCGGCCGAGGAGGUGUCGGCGCGACAGCUGACCAGCAUGGCGCUGGACGCAGCGCGGGCGCUGUCGUACCUGGCGCAGCUGCGCUACGUGCACCGCGACGUAGCGGCGCGUAACUGCCUCGUCAGCGCACACCGCGUUCUUAAGCUUGCCGACUUUGGCAUGACGCGCCUCGUCUUUGAAAACGACUACUACCGCUUCAGCCGCAAGGGGAUGCUGCCGGUGCGCUGGAUGGCGCCCGAGAGCCUCGCCCUCGGCGUCUUCUCGCCGGCCUCGGACGUCUGGUCCUUCGGCGUGCUGCUCUACGAAAUCGUGACGUUCGGUUCGCUGCCGUUUCAAGGCUUGAGUAACAGCGAAGUACUGACUCGGGUCAAAGCCGGUCAGACUCUCGAACUACCGUCGGGGCUGAAGCCGCAGCUGGAGGGCUUGAUGAAGUCGUGCUGGCAGCAGGACUACAAGGCGCGGCCGAACGCGUCGGAGGUGGCGGCGUUCCUGGCGGACUCGCCGCGGCUGCUGGCGCCGUGCCUGGACGUGCCGCUCGACGCGCUGCCGCUGGACGGCGACGCGCCCUGGCCGCCCUGGCCGCCCUGGCGCCUGCCCGCCGACCGCGCAGAGGCGCGCUGGGUGUCGUGGGCGGCGCCGCCGUCGGCCGCCACCGACACCACGUACCUGAGCGCGGACGCGCCGCCGCCCGACGAGACGGACGCCUUCCUCGCCUGACGCCGCGGCCCCACGCUGCUGCGUCCGGCGCCCUGUGUUCAUUUUCAAUUGAUCAUUCCAAGAUAUUCUAGUCAAUUCGCAAAUGUUAGUGGUGAAGGUGGGUCGAUACUGUACGAAAUAAGUACAUUUAUUUGAUAACUAAUUAGUUAAAUAAAUUAAGCCAAACGUUGAAAAUAUGCUUUAGUAUUAUACAAAUCAUCGAUGUAAUAGGUAUAAAACAAAAGAGUAGCUGAUCACCUCGCUGAUAGAUUUAAAAGCAUGAAAUUUUAAACUGAACUUCCUAUAGUAACGUAAGUACUAAAAAAAACAACUUAGGCCUCAGGAAUGCCAACAUGUCAUACGUCGCUGUUCCUAGCAUAAACAGUGUAUCGUAUGCUGUCCGUGUCUACGAGUAAUAGAGAUAUCAGACGAGAUAAAUAUCUUAUUCACUGUUUAAUAUUUGUGUCAAUAUUCAUACACAAAUGCUUUAAAAGUGAUGGUUCCCACUUUUCAUCAGCUUGUUUAUAACUUUAAUUUAUAUAAAAAAAUUUAAUUAUUUAUUAUAAGUAAGUUUUCGUAUAUAAAAUCGAAAAAAUAAAUGAUAUCACAUGUAUCUUCCCACCUCACUGAACUUUAGUUAAACUUUGUAAAUAUUAAUUAUAAGUUAGUAAAAAAUAAAAUUUUAAUAAAAAUACAAAUUGUA